This is a messenger RNA of Amaranthus tricolor (Joseph's coat), 429 nucleotides long. RefSeq lists its product as uncharacterized. Lineage: Eukaryota; Viridiplantae; Streptophyta; Magnoliopsida; Caryophyllales; Amaranthaceae. The record is from RefSeq and is a predicted model, not a curated record. The coding region runs from base 1 to 429 and encodes 142 amino acids. The transcript has 5 exons.
AUGUCUAAAGUUGUUAGCAAGUAUAGUGUUUUCUCUUCUACAAUUUCCCAUCAUCAUAAUGAUCGUAACAAAAGUAGAAAUUUUCCCAUGAAAUUUUCAGUUUCUGUUGGAAAACGAGGAAAAUUAGUUGAGUUGGUUUUAAUUGAAAAGAUUCCUCCCAAUUGUUUUCCAUCCUUUAUAGAUUAUGUUACUGUUGUGAAACUGGAUUUUACUUUGUUUGGCGGCGGGUUUUCUUAUACAUUGGGUCUUAGCAUUGGCAAAUCACAGGAGAAAGAACUUCAACCAAAUAUGAAAGAAAUAACUUCUGCAGAAGACCUAGUGGAUUCGUUACUAAAAGCAGGAGAUCAGUUGGUAGUUGUUGAUGUGAAGGCUGCAAGGCUCUUCAUCCUAAGGUUUUUAGGUUGUAUUGGGGACCUUGAUGUUGGCUAG